UCUCUAACAAUUUAAUUUUCUCUUUGUUUUCUUUUUGACAAUUGAUUGGAAUCUUUGCUAAUUUAUCAGCAAUUUGAAUCACUUGAUUGUUGUAGGAAGAAGGGGAAGAAAGAAAAAUAGAAUAAAUUUAGUAAAAGAAACCAAAUAGAUUCUCUUCCAUAAAAAUCUCUAGUUUCUUUUUGUUCAAUUGUCAAGGUUGUUUUCUUUUAAUAGUUUGUUAAUUAUGCUGUUGUUUUUUCUUUCGUAAUUAUCACUGUUUAAUUGUUCUCUUACUAAUUUCUUUGCAGGACAAUCUACAGGAUAGAAAAAUGAAAAUACAAGUUGUAUUUCCUCUAUCUUGUUAUAUCAUCUCUGGAAUCUUGGUAGAGUUUCAUUCAUACUGUUUUUCUAUUAAUCACAUAAUGUUAACAACGACUUGACAAAUGGAUGCUCAAUCGAAAUUCACCGAUAUGAAUGGAAUGGAACCUUCAGGAUAAGAGAUAUCAUUAAAAAAGAAAAUAAAGAUGAAUGAUGAGAAUUGGCUAAGGAUUCCAAGGAAAAGCUGGAAAGAUUUAUAAUAGACUGAGAGACAAUUAAGAGACACUUAAAAGUGACAACGAAAUCAGGAGACAUCUAAUUAUCCAUAGUUUUACCUUAAAAUGACAAGGACAAUGGAUUCAAUCAGUUUUGUUCAUCAAAUUUUCCACUUUCUAUAUCAUGUUAUUAUCAGAGAUUUAUGGGGCUGUGCAGUUUUAGUUAUAAUUAAGGCUAAAUUACUUUGGUUGUCAAUAACUAAUCAAACAGUUGGGUCGUAUUUGGAAAAAGUUGCUGCCCAAUGUCCAGAGAAAACAAUUUUCAUUGACGGAGAUCGUUCUUGGACCUUUGGACAAUUUAAUUCGUACACUAAUCAAGUAGCCAAUUUUUUCCACUCCCAAGGUUAUAAGCCAGGAGAUGAAAUCGCUCUGGUCAUGGAAUCCAGGCCAGAAUAUGCCGGCAUUUGGAUCGGUCUCUCCAAGAUCGGAGUGAUCACCGCUCUGGUCAAUCCCAAUUUAAGGUCACACUCGUUGGCUCAUUCGAUCAACAUAUUGAACAUAAAAGCCAUCAUUUACGACGGUAAUUUAAGUGAAGCUAUCAAAGGAACACUUUCAUUGAUUGAAAAAGUUUCAAGUAAAAGAUUUUACGUUUUUGGUAAUCAAAUUGGAAAUGGAAUCAAACCAAUUCAAAUUGAGCCUCUUAUUGCUGAGGCUGUUCCUCAUAAGCUUUUAUCUUCCCAUAAAAGCUCAAUUAAAGAUCCUUGUUUCUAUGCUUAUACUUCUGGUACAACUGGACUUCCAAAAGCGGCGAUCAUUAAACAUCUUCGUGUCUUUUAUGCGGCUGUUGGCAUUUCGUUUGCCGCUGGAGUCCGAUCGAAAGAUAUUCUCUAUGUUCCUCUUCCGCUUUACCAUAUGAUCGGUGUUUUCGGUGCCACAGUUCCAAUCGUAACUCGAUGUACUUCAGUUAUGAGACACAAAUUCUCAGUUUCUAAAUAUUGGGAUGAAUUUAAUCGUAACAAAUGCACCGUCGCUGUGUACAUUGGUGAACUUUGUCGUUUUCUACUUGCUCAACCACCGAAAUCUACUGAUGGUCAACGAAAGGUUCGCUUGGUUAUAUCAACUGGUCUUCGAGGAGCAAUUUGGCCUGAUUUUGUUAAUCGAUUCAAUGUCAAACGUGUCGUUGAGUUUUAUGGAUCCACCGAGGGAAGUUCAUCACUAAUUAACUUUACCGGAAAAGUUGGUGCGAUCGGAUUUCUGUCCAUGAUUGUGCCAAAAUUUCUUGUAAGAAUUUUCUAUCCAUUGACAAUAAUUAAAGUGAACGUUGAAACUGGUGAGCCGAUUCGAGGCGAAGAUGGACUUUGUCAAAACGUUGGUCCAGGCGAUGUUGGUAUGAUUAUCGCUAAGAUCAAGCAGAACGAUCAUCUUUACGGGUUCGAUGGUUAUGUUGACAGGGAAGCGACUCGAAAGAAAAUAUUGGCCGAUGUUCUGACUCGCGGGGAUCAGUAUUUUGUCUCCGGUGAUCUGGUGACCGUUGAUAAAUAUGGUUACAUUUAUUUCAAGGACAGAAUCGGUGAUACAUAUCGAUGGAGAGGUGAAAAUGUGGCCACAAAUGAAAUCGAAGCGAUGAUUGCCCGUUUUUGUGACAAUUCUGAUGCCGCUGUUUUCGGUGUUGAAAUACCCGGUGAAGAGGGUAAAGUGGGAAUGGCGGCCAUUGUUGAUUCCUCAGCGUCUCUUGAUCUAGUCAAACUGAUAAAUUUCCUCAGAUCAUCUUUGCCAAAUUACGCGUUACCACAUUUCGUCCGUCUCAUUAAGGAACUUCAAUUCACGGGAACCAGUAAAAUAUCAAAAUUUGACCUGAAACGUGAAGGUUACAAUAUAAACCUAAUUAAAGAUCCAAUCUACUAUUUAGACACUAAAUCAAUGGUUUACAAGCCACUGGACAAAAAUACUUAUGAAGAUAUGCUCAAUGCUCAUUUCCGAUUCUAGCCAAACAAUUAAGAUGACACAACGGAGACAAUUAAACAUUUAAUCAUCUCUCUAAAUCAUCAUUUGCCAUUUUUUUAUAAAUUGUAACAAUUGUUACUCAUACUUAAACCACCAUUUAAAGUUAAAACAAUCAGCGAAUCAAAAAUCAAACAAAAUCAAAGGGAAAUUAAACUUGACAACAAAACAAAUACUCUUAAUCAAUUUUAACGAGUAAACAAUUUAAGAUAAUCAAAACAAUGAACGUUAAGAACAUUAAUUAAGUAUCAUCUUAAAAGGGGGAAAAUCCACUGCAAUUAAUUUAACUGAAAAACCAUGAAUGUCAAUGUUUGUUAACAAUGACAAUCAACCAAUUAACUAAUUUUAUUUUAAUAUGAAAAAUUUUAACAAUAAAAUUUUUACAAUUUAACUGAA
Messenger RNA from Panonychus citri (citrus red mite), 2909 nucleotides. Its product is annotated as long-chain fatty acid transport protein 4-like. The record is from RefSeq and is a predicted model, not a curated record. NCBI's taxonomy places the organism in Eukaryota, Metazoa, Arthropoda, Arachnida, Trombidiformes, Tetranychidae. The coding region runs from base 639 to 2498 and encodes 619 amino acids. The transcript has 8 exons. Gene Ontology annotation, molecular function: long-chain fatty acid transmembrane transporter activity; long-chain fatty acid-CoA ligase activity.